AGCUCGCGCUGCAAAGCUCGCAAAGAUCCGGUCGGCAGCUAUAAGAAAGCGGGACGCAAGAGAAAAAAUACCACACGGCUAAUAGUUACAUCUCAGACGGUGGAUUUAGGUGUUUUGUCUGCUUAGGCUUCUUACUACACAGGUAAAAUGACAGAAGACGAAGUUGCUGCACUUGUCAUUGACAAUGGCUCUGGUAUGUGCAAAGCUGGCUUUGCUGGAGAUGAUGCCCCUCGAGCUGUGUUCCCUUCCAUUGUUGGUCGCCCAAGACACCAGGGUGUUAUGGUUGGUAUGGGGCAAAAAGACAGUUAUGUAGGUGAUGAAGCGCAGAGCAAGAGGGGUAUUUUGACCCUGAAGUACCCUAUUGAGCAUGGUAUUGUAACCAACUGGGAUGACAUGGAGAAAAUCUGGCAUCACACCUUCUACAAUGAGCUCCGUGUUGCUCCAGAGGAGCACCCUGUCCUGCUUACAGAGGCCCCCCUGAACCCCAAGGCUAACAGAGAAAAGAUGACACAGAUCAUGUUUGAAACUUUCAACACCCCAGCCAUGUAUGUUGCUAUCCAGGCUGUGUUGUCCCUGUAUGCCUCUGGUCGAACAACUGGUAUCGUUAUGGACUCUGGUGAUGGUGUUUCUCAUACUGUGCCCAUUUAUGAAGGUUAUGCUUUACCCCAUGCAAUCCUUCGUUUAGAUUUAGCUGGCCGUGACUUGACAGACUACCUCAUGAAGAUCCUCACAGAAAGAGGCUACAGCUUCACCACAACAGCAGAAAGAGAAAUAGUGAGAGAUAUAAAGGAAAAGCUGUGUUAUGUUGCUCUGGAUUUUGAGCAGGAGAUGGCUACUGCUGCAUCCUCCUCCUCACUAGAGAAAAGCUAUGAACUGCCUGAUGGCCAAGUGAUCACCAUUGGAAAUGAGAGAUUCAGGUGUCCAGAGGCAAUGUUCCAGCCAUCUUUCUUGGGUAUGGAAUCUUGUGGCAUUCACGAGACCACCUACAAUUCAAUCAUGAAGUGUGAUGUGGAUAUCCGUAAGGACCUUUAUGCCAACAUAGUAUUGUCUGGUGGUACCACUAUGUAUCCUGGCAUUGCAGACCGAAUGCAGAAGGAAAUAACUGCUCUGGCACCCAGUACAAUGAAAAUAAAGAUCAUUGCACCACCUGAACGUAAAUAUUCUGUAUGGAUUGGUGGUUCCAUUUUGGCAUCUUUGUCCACUUUCCAGCAGAUGUGGAUCAGCAAGCAAGAAUAUGAUGAGUCUGGGCCAUCCAUUGUUCACCGUAAAUGCUUCUAAAUGGACUGCAGGCAGCUGCAUUUAGUUUUUUGAAUCUCCAUUUAUGCCAGUCUAGUCCUCAUGCAAGCCAUAUGAAAACUGGAAGGCUCAUUUAAAAAGCUGUAUUUGUAAGCUAGCAUGAGAUGUUGGAGGGUAAUGACGCUGUUGUGGUUUGUCAGGUUGUUUGUCUUGUUUUGCUGCAAUUGCAGGGUUUUGAAACUUUGCAUUCCAUGCCUUACAAUUUGCUUCCUGUGGUGUUCCAGCAAAGUCAUUGGGCACAGGAUAAUGUUGCAAGUUUGCAUACAUGUGAAUUAAUGCAUCAGUCAUGCAAAUUGUUUUGUAUGUCAGUUUUACAUACUGAAACCAAACUUUUUAAAAAAAAACAUUUGCCAACAUUUCUGAUGUAUGGAGAAUAAAAUGCUGCAGUAGCAAAAAACA
Messenger RNA from Protopterus annectens (West African lungfish), 1695 nucleotides. RefSeq names its product actin, cytoplasmic 1-like. The transcript has 6 exons. The record is from RefSeq and is a predicted model, not a curated record. NCBI's taxonomy places the organism in Eukaryota, Metazoa, Chordata, Ceratodontiformes, Protopteridae. The coding region runs from base 148 to 1278 and encodes 376 amino acids.